Messenger RNA from Arabidopsis arenosa, 1645 nucleotides. The record is from the annotation of a GenBank genome assembly. Lineage: Eukaryota; Viridiplantae; Streptophyta; Magnoliopsida; Brassicales; Brassicaceae.
GGAAAUAUAUAAAAUCAGAAAAAGAUCUCUUGAGAAUUCGAAAGCACAAAUGCAAAGCCAUCAGAAUCGAAGCAGGCUGAGCUUAAUUCUACGGUCUAGAUUCAUCCCUUCCUUCUCUUCACCACUCUCCCUCUUCGUCGUCCUCGCUGCCGUUCCUUUUCCGAUCUACUUUUCCGGUCUACUCUCCGGCAGAAACAACAAGCCGCUUUCAGUUAUGAGAUUCAACUCCAACUUAGCUUCUUCAAUGGUGGAAUCGAAUAUUUCUUGUACCACUUUCAAUAUCUUGGCUCCGAUUUAUAAACGCGUUGAUCAAAAGAAUCAUAGCAUUCGAGAGAGCGAUUCUCGCUCGCUUUGGUUAGCUCGUAACCAGAGGAUUUUAGAUUUACUAAUCCAUCAACGUUCUUCAGUUAUCUGUCUCCAGGAAGUUUGGGUUGGGAAUGAGGAAUUAGUGAACAUGUACCACGACCAGCUUGGCACUUCAGGCUACACUAUUUUUCAGUUGGCUAGAACAAACAGUCGUGGUGAUGGUCUUUUAACAGCCAUUCAUAAGGACCACUUCAAAGUUGUAAAUUACCGGGAGCUGCUCUUUAACGAUUUUGGAGACCGUGUUGCUCAGCUCUUACAUGUCAAAACAGUUAUUCCCUUUCCGCUUAAUGGGAAGCAAGAUGUUCAACAAGAAGUCAUUAUAGUGAACACUCACCUGUUGUUUCCUCACGAUUCUAGUUUGUCUAUUGUAAGACUUCAUCAGGUUUACAAAAUUCUUGAAUAUCUGGAAGCUUACCAAAAGGAAAAUAAUCUUAAUCACAUGCCCAUUAUUCUCUGCGGUGACUGGAAUGGAAGCAAACGCGGGCAUGUCUACAAAUUCUUGAGAUCUCAAGGGUUCAUAUCAUCAUACGAUGAUGCUCACCAGUAUACCGACAGUGAUGCUCAUAGGUGGGUUAGCCACAGAAACCACAGGGGAAAUAUAUGCGGAGUUGAUUUCAUAUGGCUCUGUAACCCUAGCGAUUCAAGAAAACCAUUGAGAACAAGUUGGGUGGAAGCUGUUUUCAGCAUUAUCAAGUAUCAACUCCACAAAGCUUCCAUAGCCGAGGACGAUGUCUUUGCUUUUCUUGGGGCGAAUAAUCACAGUGAUUCACUCACCUACUCUGACUUUUGCCUAGCACUUCAAAAGGUAAAUCUUACGGGUAUUCCACAUGGACUUAGCUUCGAAGAGACAAAAGAGCUAUGGGUUCGAGCUGAUCUUGAUGGAAAUGGUGUCUUCGACUAUGAAGAACUUAAGAAAAUUUGGAACAUGACGAUGGUAAAUCAACCUGGAAACUGCAAAGAGAGUGUGAUGGAGAGUAAGAAAGAAGAAGGAGAAGAUGAAGCAAUCGGAUUGAAAGUGAAUAAAGCUGUAUUGUAUCCGCAAGAAGCAGAGAAAGGAUUGUGGCCGGAGAAUUACAAUCUAUCCGAUCAUGCUUGUCUCACCGUACAAUUCUCGCCGGUCAAAAUGCUAUGCAGCUAAGUUUUGUUUAUUAUGGCUCUUGUACAUGUAAAGAAGCAAUGAGAUUGAGAGUUGCAAUGAGAAGUUUACUAUACCUUUGUAUUUUGUAUAGUUUUGUAAUUGCAACACUGUUUCUGAUAGAAUUAAAGAUUUUGUUUUCUU